This is a messenger RNA of Sphenostylis stenocarpa, 333 nucleotides long. The record is from the annotation of a GenBank genome assembly. NCBI's taxonomy places the organism in Eukaryota, Viridiplantae, Streptophyta, Magnoliopsida, Fabales, Fabaceae.
AUGAGUCUGUGGGACUUGUUGGCGAGGAGGAAUGAUGACCAUGGCUUGGGGCACCGUCCAACGACGCCUAGGUGGGGGGUGCUUUGCCAAGUGCCUGCUGGUUCUUGUGGUGCUCCACUCCCGACAUUGUUGGGUAAAAAAGAUUCAUCUAUCGAUGAAGAAUUAUCAAAAAAAUUUAAACAACAGGUGGUGAAGGACACAGCAAUUAUUAGUUUAGUGACUAAGCAAAAAGAAGAGCGAAUAUUCAGAGGGUUAUUGAACUGUAUCCCAUUCUUCUUCCUCCGCCAGUCACAACCAGUGGAGUUAAGAAAUUAUUUAUUAGCAUCUGACUAG